AUGGUCGAGGCCGAGCAGCAGUUGCUCUUCUCGAUAUCCAUGUACACCCCCCCCAAGGCCGCCCGCGUCGCCCGCGGCCGCGGCCGCCGGGCCCACGACGGCGACGAGGGCGGGGUUGGUGAUGAUGAUGAUGAUGAUGAUGGUGAUGAUGGCGGCGACGGGACUGUCAUCGGGGGCAGGGUGGGCUUGGAGCAGGAGGAGCAGCUCUCGCUGGAGGAGCGGCAUGAGCGGAUCUGCCGCUUUGUUUCCGUGGUUCACCGGUACCUGCCCAACGCCAAAUUCCUGGUGCACGUGGAGGUCGACAUGCCGGAGCGGCUCAUGCGGGAGGUGCUCCGGGCGAGCGGGUGGCGGACUCGCUUCAUCGUGUACGAGAUAGUGGCCAAGCUGUUCGACGCUCCCACCAAGCCCGGGGUGGUGCCGGCACCGACGGGACGCUCUCCCGCCGUUGCCGCGGCCGCGAACCUGAAGCUUAGGGAGGCGGCGGAGGAGAAGCUUGCGGCCAAGAGGGAGAGGAGGGAAGCGGCGGCGGCGGAGGGGAAGGGGGGUGGCGAUGAGGAGGACGACGACAUCGACUUGGAGACGGCUAGAGCCCUCAUCGCUGCCGAGGUUCCGCUGAUGGAGAUGUCACACCCUCACGUCCGGGGCUCCGUGAUCGCGGGUGAACUGAUCGGAGCCACGUUCGCCAAGAACUUCGGGCGCGACGGCAUGUGGGAAGGGACGGUGACGAAGUUCCUGCCUGCCAAGAACACCAAGCCGUCCUCGCUGUACUACAAGACCGGGACCAGCGCUGCCGGCGCGUCGUACUACAAGGCCGGAGCCACCGCCGCCGCGCACGCAGCAGUCGCCGCCGCCGCCGCCGCCGCCGCCGCCGCCGCCGCCGCCGCCGCCGCUGCCGCCUCCGCGAAGCUUAAGGUCAAGGCCAAAGUCAAGCCCCCGUGCGCUGCCGGAGUAAUGACCAACAGCACCGCUACUACCCCCGCCUCCGCGCGCGCUACCCCGGCCGCCGCUGCCGCUGCAACCCCGGCACCUGCCCCCGCCCCCGCCCCCGCCGCUUCCGCCGGCGUUCUCGGCAGAAAGCGGCUCAGGAUCCAGGUGGACAGCUACUCGCCGUCGCCCCCCGCUGUUUCUCCGGCGCCUAAGGCGGCGGGCGGGAGGUCUACGAAGGGAAAGGGGAAGGGGAGGGCAGCGGCGGUGGUCGAGUCACGGAGCCCCAAUGAGAGAGGGGGGGGCAAGGCCGGCGGCCGUGGGGUGAGCGUCAAGGCAGAGGCCGAGCGCCCCAAUAAGCGGAGGCGUUCUGCUGCCGGGGGGGCGACGGGAGGGGGGGUGGGGGUCAAGGCGGAGGCGGCGGAGGCGGAAUCCGCCACCCCGACCGGCGGAGGGACGCUGUCGAGAGAGUCGUUCCCCCUGGAUGCGGGAGAGAGCUAUGCCGCCGCUGCCGGCACCGAAGUCGGCUCAGGUGCUUCGCCGAAAAGCGAUGGCAACAGCAGCAGCAGCAGCAGCAAGGGGAAGUUCAGCCUGCUCGCGAAACGGAUGCCUGUUAAGGCGAAGCAGCUGAGGGUCAAGGAUAAGGCCAUGAUCCUCAGACACGCAUUCUGGAAGGACGUGUGGCCCCACCUGCUGAAGGACGGGUGGAAGAUGCACCAUGUGAUGCAGGGUGAUCGCCACGCCCGCUACUACUUCCCCACCGGGGUCAUCAGGGGGCAGGGGAACCGAUUGCGGAUAGACUACUUCGACUCUAUCAAGCACUCAAUCGAGUGCGUGAGGAGGAUGCCCAAGUGGAAGCCCCUCAUCGAGGAGAUACUGAGAAAGCACCAGGGGAGCGACGGCGCGUACCUCGUGCCCUCCUCGCCGGUAACCCCUCCGGCGCCCAAGUCGGCACCGACGCACACGAGCUCCGGCAGGAAGGUUAAGCGCGGUGGCAAGAAGAGCGCCGAGAGGACGAAGGCUCCGGCAGCGGCAGCGGCAGCGGCAGCUCCGGCGUCCCCCGGCAAGAGCAAGGGCACCACCGGGAAGAAGUCGGUGGGCCGGCCGCCCAGCACGGGGAAGAAGACGACAAAGUUCUCUGGGCCGGAAGAGGCCGCUGGUGCUGGUGCUGGUGUUGAUGUUGAUGUCAAGCCUGUGGCAGCGGCGACGGCGGUGGUAUCCAAGACACCGGCCGGCAAG
Molecule: messenger RNA, 2163 nt
Organism: Ectocarpus siliculosus
Lineage: Eukaryota; Phaeophyceae; Ectocarpales; Ectocarpaceae
Source: the annotation of a GenBank genome assembly